AUGACAAUCACGGUGGUGCCAACGGUGGAGGAUGGCUGCCUUAUGGUGAGGGGCAAGGUGGUAUUGACCCAUGUCCCCGGAAACAUUUUGGUUUCUCCAGUUGGUACAUGGUCUGCUUUCUUGGGUGCAACUUUCACCAUUCCAAGCUCCCGUAAUGUAUUUACUCUUGGCAUUCUCCGAGGAUAUAGGUUGUUGUCUCUGUUAAGAGUCAAAACAUGGUGGAUGAUACCACGGGUAGGAAAAUCUGCAAGUGAUAUUCCAGUGGAAACUCAAUUGCUGCUCCUGGAAGCAAGAGAAGAGUCUUCCCUUCGGAAUGAAAUGUAUUCUGAGGACCCAACGACAGAGAACACUUUCUACAUUCUCUUCUUGCCUGUUUUGGAUGGACAGUUUCGCUCAACUUUGCAGGGAACUUCAUCAAAUGAGCUCCAAUUCUGCAUUGAAAGUGGAGAUGCAGACGUCCAAACUUCCCAAUCAAUAGAAGCAGUAAUUGUUAAUUCAGGGGACAAUCCAUUUGAGUUAAUCUGGGAUUCUAUCAAGAUAUUGGAGGAACACAAAGGAACUUUCUGUCAUGUUGAAAACAAGAAGAUCUCAUUGCAUCUUAAUUGGUUUGGAUGGUGCACUUGGGAUGCCAUUUACACUGAAGUGAGUCCACAAGGAACAAGAGAGGGCCUUCAAAGUCUAUUAAAUAGAGGUUUUUCACCAAAGUCUAUCAUAAUUGAUGGUGAAUGGCAAGAGACACUCAAUGAAUUUCUCAAAGAAAGUGCACCAAUAUUUGAAGGAACCCAUCAUCGUACUCAUAUCUUUCGUAGAAUUCUUGGUCUCAUUGGCUUCCCUUUGAAAAACAAAACAACACAUUUAUCAAAUUUGAUACAUUACAGUGAUAAGAUCCUCAAGAAGCUAGCACUGCCUGAUGGAUCAGUGUUGAGAGCAAGAUAUGCUGACCUUCCUACUCGAGAUUGUUUAUUUGAAAAUCACCUAAUGGAUGGUAAAAGUCUGCUGAAAAUUUGGAACUUAAAUAUGCUGACUGGGGUCGUAGGUGUCUUUAAUUUCCAAGGACUUAAAUCAUUGGAAGCCGAACCUAGGCGCAUAACCAUUUCAGGGAAAGUUAGUUCCCUAGAUGUAGAAUUUCUUCAAGAGAUUGCAGGUGAAAAUUGGAAUGAAGAAUGUGUAGUGUAUGCCUUCAAUGCAGGCUUGCUUUCCAAGCUACCAAGAAGAGGAAAACUUGAAGUGUCCCUGGAGACUCUCCAAUGUGAAAUAUAUACAGUAUCUCCAAUCAGGGUGUUUGGUCAUGACUUCCAAAUUGCACCAAUAGGAUUGCUUGACAUGUACAAUUCAGGAGAAGCAGUAGAAGCCAUGGACUGCACCAUGGAUGCUGCACAGUGCAUAAUCAAAAUCAGAUGCAGAGGAUGUGGCCGUUUUGGAGCCUAUUCUAACGUUAGACCGAAACAUUGUAUGGUGGACAAGAAGGAGGAGGAGUUCUUCUAUAAUUCUGAAGAUGGAUUAUUGACAAUCAAAUUUGAUGGUGAAGCUGAUUCAAAGAACAUAGAACUU
Messenger RNA from Gastrolobium bilobum, 1551 nucleotides. RefSeq names its product probable galactinol--sucrose galactosyltransferase 2. The record is from RefSeq and is a predicted model, not a curated record. NCBI's taxonomy places the organism in Eukaryota, Viridiplantae, Streptophyta, Magnoliopsida, Fabales, Fabaceae. The transcript is spliced from 9 exons. The annotation marks the transcript as partial.